Molecule: messenger RNA, 899 nt
Organism: Psylliodes chrysocephalus
Lineage: Eukaryota; Metazoa; Arthropoda; Insecta; Coleoptera; Chrysomelidae
Source: the annotation of a GenBank genome assembly
CCCAGCUGACCUUGGAGGAUUGUUAUGUUCGAUUUUAUGAAUUCAGAAUUAUCUACGUUUUAAAUAAUUUUAAAUCAAAUUUGUAAAUAAUGAGUGCAACAAAACUAAAUGGAGACCACAAAAUUAACGGAACAGAAGCCAAAGCGCCGUUUUUAAUUGGCGUGGCAGGUGGUACAGCUAGUGGGAAGAGCACGGUAUGUAAAAGAAUUAUGGAGAAACUUGGACAAGUAGAUGUGGAUCAAAAAAAGCGACAAGUAGUUUGCAUUUCACAGGAUAGUUUUUAUAGGGAAUUAAGUCCUUCUGAGAUUAUUAAAGCAGAAAGAGGGCUGUUUAAUUUCGACCACCCUGAUGCAUUUAACGAGACUCUAAUUUAUGACACUUUGAAAGAUGUAUUAGCUGGUAAAAUGGUCCAAAUACCAGCAUAUGAUUACAGAAAUCAUUCCUUAAGUAAAGAUGAAAUUUUAACUAUCUAUCCAGCUGAUGUUGUGCUUUUUGAAGGCAUUUUAGUAUUUUAUUUCCCCGAAGUUAGGAAGUUGUUCCAUAUGAAAUUGUUUGUAGAUACAGAUUCUGAUACUAGGCUAGCAAGAAGAGUUCCUCGAGAUAUAAAUGAGAGAGGUAGAGAUCUGGAUCAAGUGUUGAAUCAAUACAUGAAUUUCGUUAAACCUGCUUUCGAGGAAUUUUGCUCACCUACCAAAAAGUUUGCUGAUGUGAUAAUACCACGAGGUGCAGAUAAUAGUGUGGCUAUUGAGUUAAUAGUGCAACACAUCAGAGAUAUUUUGAACAAAGGCAAGCCUUGCGGAGUCAGACAAGUCAGCCCUCCGAAAUUGGUUUGUACGCCCAAUACUUCUCCUUCUAAAAAACCCAGUCCUGGAGAUCAUUUAUUCAAGAGACCGCAUUGA